AUGAGGAGAUCCCUCCCACCUGCGAGUUACGAGGCUGGGAUUAACUUUGGGUCACAUAAGCUUCAGUUAAUCGGCACUACUGGAUCAAUGUGGAUCGAGUGCUACUGCGUCGACAUAAUAAACUGGCUGCAUCCGCUUCAAUCUCAUGUUCAAACCACGCCCCAACAGUUGUCAGCAACGAUCGUUCUCCUCAACCCAUCGAGUGCUCUUCCUUAUGCCGUCGUAAUGACCCAUAAAACAACUUCCUCGUUUUUAGCCUCCGAUACUCUCUGUCAUGUUGCGUUUUCUUCUUGCGCCGCCGUCAUUGCAAGAUGCGCGGCGCACCCAUUGGACACCAUAAAGACUCGCAUUCAAUUUGCGUCUUCCACUAGUGGGACCUCAGAACCGUCCCUUGGCCAAAUUCGCUCAACGGUGCGACAAGUACUUCAAAAAGAAUCGUAUUCUGCGCUAUAUCGCGGGCUUCCUGUUGCUCUUGUAUUCAGUGUACCAGCCCUUAGCGUCUACCUUGGCGCCUACGACUAUUCGAAGCAAGCACUUGGGAGAUGGGGGAGACUUGGAACACACGAGUCAAUGAGCGUACAUGCUCUAGCAUCUUGCUAUGCGGAAAUUCUCAGUGGCGCCCUAUGGACACCUAUGGAAGUGCUGAAGAAUAAGAUGCAAGUUCACACUGGAUCUACCGCAUCGAUAUCGUCAGGCGGACAAACGUUGCGGUUAAUUCGCGGAAUCUAUCAACGUGAGGGUAUCCGAGGUUUCUUCAAGGGAUAUUUUUUAGCGUUAGCCGUUUUUGUGCCUUACACGAUAACUUAUUUUGUUGCUUAUGAACAAAUGAAACGACAAGCGGGUCUUGUCCUUCACGGGCGCAGAGUUGUCGAUUCACAAUCAUCUACCCGACAACAACUUCCUUUUGGUGCUUACGUUGUAUGUUCUGGAGCAUCUGGCGCGUUGGCAGGAGCUGUGUCCAAUGCUCUGGAUAUUGUAAAGACACGAGUGCAGGCUAGCAGAAAGUCACAGAGUGCAAUGUCAAUCAUUAGACAUAUGUGGAUACACGAGGGACAGUGGAGGGCAUUUGGCCGAGGUUUGCUGGCAAGAGUACUGUGGGUUACCCCUACUGUAACAUUGUCAAUGAGUGUGUACGAGGUGCUAAAGGACUGGAGAAUACGUCAACUGGCGAGAUAGAUACAUUAGAUGGAAAAGACGUGCAAAAAACAAUGGCUAAGAUGCGGAGGGCCAAGCCUAAAUACAUAUACGAAGAAAUUCACUAAAUAUCCAUAUCAAACCGAUCGUCC
Spizellomyces punctatus DAOM BR117 is the source of this 1286-nucleotide messenger RNA. RefSeq lists its product as uncharacterized. The transcript is spliced from 3 exons. Lineage: Eukaryota; Fungi; Chytridiomycota; Chytridiomycetes; Spizellomycetales; Spizellomycetaceae. Bases 1 to 1176 code for a protein of 391 amino acids. The record is from RefSeq and is a predicted model, not a curated record.